Clupea harengus (Atlantic herring) is the source of this 1216-nucleotide messenger RNA. RefSeq names its product protein kinase C epsilon type-like. Bases 242 to 478 code for a protein of 78 amino acids. The transcript has 4 exons. Gene Ontology annotation, molecular function: zinc ion binding. Lineage: Eukaryota; Metazoa; Chordata; Actinopteri; Clupeiformes; Clupeidae. The record is from RefSeq and is a predicted model, not a curated record.
ACCUCAAGGAAGAAGUGAAUUUGAGAGACAUGUUGCCGUUCAGUUCCAUUUGACCCAUCGUCCUAACAGAGCAUAUGCUAUCUGUGUGAGAAAGGAUCACAAACAGGAAACAGUAGCUGUAGUCGUGAUUCGUUCCAUUUCAACAUUUUCUGGUUUAGGUUGAUACAAGUUUUCAGACAAUUGAAAGCGCAAGCAGAAACUGUAAGGCAUAACUGUAGAGCAUUUGCAACUACCAGACAACAUGGAAUCCAACUUCAGCCCUACCAGUGAAGCAGCACUUGAGCGUAAGGCGGGCUCCCAGCGGUUCAGUGAGAACAUGCCACACAAGUUCGAAAUCCGCAGCUACAAAGUUCCCACCUUCUGCAACCACUGCAGCUCCAUGCUGUGGGGCUUCAUGCGUCAGGGCCUUCAGUGCAAAGCCUGUAAGAUGAAUGUGCACAAGCACUGUGAGAAUAAUGUGGCUCCUAGCUGUGAAUGAAUCAAUGAAGUUCAGAGUCUGGGAGAAGAUGCAAGAGAUUGUUCAAUAAACUCCUGUGACUCUGGAUCCCAACACUGCACACCCAAAACUCAUCCUCAGUUCCUCAGAUAUGGAGGAGAUGGGAUAGAAUUUUCUCCUUACUUUUCAUGAUUUUGCUGAUUUUCAGAAUCUCUACACACACACCUGUUCCCUAAUAACCUGAUAUCUUCAUGCCUAAACUGCUCUGGGAAUGAGUUGAUUAUGAUGUUUGGAUUAAUGAUUAUGUUUCAGAUCAAAAUAAAUAGUUAGGUUAUUAGAUGUUUGUCCUGUUCGCAUUAAAUACAUUUAUAAUCUAUGACAUCUGUGACAUGUCAUUAAUAUCUGUAAUCUAGAAUAUUCCAUAACUGUCUAAUGCAAGCUGGUGACAUAGGCAUCGCCCUCUACACACUCAACAUUCCACACCUCCCAGUUUCUGAUUACUGACUCCACCCACAUCAUCACACACCUGAAAGCCAUUAUGGACUCAGUAAGUCACUGAAUAAGUACCUGUGUCACCUGUUAUGAUACCACUAUUCAAGUCUACUUCCUGGCUGAGCAUCCCUGGUAGUCUUGAUACUCACCUGUGUCUGCCUCUCCCUUUACUGAUUUUAACUGAGCCUUUUGAUGAACCUGUUUUCCUGUGUACUGGUCUCCUGCCUUAUUGCCUUUCAUGAGUGUGCACCAUUGUAAAGAAUAAACCUGGUUCCUUAUCAAAAACCA